GGUGGUGGUGCCAAAGGAACGCCAUCGAAGGACGCCUCGAAAGACGCUGGGAAAAACGCGAAAGAUGGCAAAGAGGACUCAAAACAGGUGUCCUUACUCAAAAUGCCAGAACAAAGCAACGACUACAGAGUGGUCGUGUUGGGAGCGGGAGGCGUCGGAAAAAGUUCCUUGGUUCUCCGGUUCGUUCAGGGAACGUUCCGCGAAAGCUAUAUUCCCACCGUAGAAGACACCUACAGACAGGUGAUUUCAUGUAACAAGAACAUCUGCACACUGCAAAUCACAGAUACAACAGGAUCUCACCAGUUCCCCGCCAUGCAGAGACUUAACAUUUCGAAGGGACAUGCGUUCAUCCUUGUGUUCUCAGUUACGUCAAAGCAGUCGCUCGAAGAACUUAAGCCCAUAUACAACGUCAUCCGGGAAGUGAAGAGCGGCGAAACAGAGCAAAUCCCGAUUAUGCUCGUUGGAAAUAAAUGUGACGAGGAUUCAUCUCGUGAGGUGGAUGCUAGUAUUUGUGAGAAUCUCUCCAAACAGUGGCAGUGCGGUUACAUGGAAACGUCUGCAAAAAACAACACGAACGUCAAGGAACUAUUCCAGGCCCUCCUGGAAAUGGAAAAACGACGCAACAUGUCGCUCCAGCUCGACGGGAAGAAAACACGUUCUCGCUUCGGCCGUGACAAGCUAAAGGGAAAGUGCGAUGUGAUGUAA
Messenger RNA from Galendromus occidentalis (western predatory mite), 705 nucleotides. Its product is annotated as GTP-binding protein Di-Ras2. The record is from RefSeq and is a predicted model, not a curated record. The transcript has 4 exons. Gene Ontology annotation, molecular function: GTPase activity; GTP binding. Gene Ontology annotation, biological process: signal transduction. Bases 103 to 705 code for a protein of 200 amino acids. Gene Ontology annotation, cellular component: membrane. Lineage: Eukaryota; Metazoa; Arthropoda; Arachnida; Mesostigmata; Phytoseiidae.